CCACCGUCGCUUGUCGCGUGCGGAACCGAGCUUCGAUUGUCCGAGAUUCCGGAAAGGUAUGGGUCUGGCAUUGGCCGUGGUUGUAUCGAUAAUCGCCCUUUCCGGCGGCCAACUUCUGCCGGAGAACUCGUGUCCCGACUACUUCGCAUAUGUCAACGAUCCCUUCGAGGGUCUCCAGGGCGAGGUGACACUGCCCGCCUUCUCGCGCGGUCGCAAUCGCAUCGAUUUGCGGUUCUCGCAGCGGGGUGAUCAAGAUGCCUCCGCCGUGGGCGCCGUUACUCCGUAUCCGGAUGAGAGCGCGGUUCGCUCCAGCAGGGGGUCCUCCAAGUUCCGGAUCUCCCUCAGACCGAAUCCCACGGGUGGUUGGCCCAAGCUAACGCGUCUCACCUACAACAAUCAACUUCUGUGCUCGGCCAGCGAAUACACACCACCCAACAGUUUCUUUAAUCGCUUCUAUGAGCUUCAGAUCAGUGGAUCGCUGGCGCCUUUGCCUUCCACUGGAUUCAAUACCUUCCCGAGAGAUGGCUUCGAUGUGGAUGUUCAGACCGUGUUCUUUCCGCCUUCUCGCGGGAUUGAUGUUUGGCCUGGCUUUAUGCAGACCUGGCAAACGACCCCUUCCUUGAAACCCCAGUUGGCCACACCAGCGCCCACGCCGCCUGUUUUCUGGCCAACUCCUGGGCCACCUUUGACUACAGAAUCAGCACUAUUACCAUCACCGAUUGAAACCAAUUCUCCAUCAAUGUCGGUUCAAUCUGUACGGUUUAAUCCGCGAUCUCCUGCUGCUUCCAUAGUUUGCGGGAGAGAGGGCAGCCUAUCUCCGUAUAUUGUGCGGGGCAAGGAGUUCCCGCGUGGAAUGUAUCCCUGGCUGUCGGCCAUCUACCACAAGGAGUCGCGAUCGUUGGCCUUCAAGUGCGGCGGAUCCCUGAUCUCCGCGAGCAUCGUGAUCAGUGCCGCCCACUGUGUGUACCGAAUGGCGGAGAGCCGCGUGGUCAUCGGACUGGGACGCUAUGACCUGGACGACUAUGGAGAGGAUGGCGCCGAGAUGCACAAUGUGAUGCGACUGCUCUGGCAUCCGGAGUUCAACACCCGCUUGCUGUCCGAUGCGGAUAUCGCCCUGAUCACCAUAGAGCGCCCUGCCAAAUUCAACGACAUUAUUGGCCCUAUUUGCCUUUGGACAGUGGAAGCGAGCAGUACGUUGUCCACAUCCGGAUUCAUUGCCGGUUGGGGCAGAGAUGAGCAGGGAACCUCAAGGACCCAGUAUCCCCGUAUAGUGGAGGCGGAGAUCGCCAGUGCCACGAACUGUGCCAGCAAUUGGAAGGCAUCGAUGGUUUCGGAUAGAAGUCUGUGCGCCGGAAACCGCGAUGGAUCUGGACCCUGUUUGGGGGACUCCGGCGGAGGACUGAUGGUCAAGCAGGGCGACCGCUGGCUUCUCCGGGGCAUUGUGUCCUCCGGAGAACGAGGAACUAAUGGCACCUGCCAGCUGAACCAAUAUGUACUGUACUGCGAUCUGUCCAAGCACAUCGACUGGAUAAACGAUAAUAUCCGCUAAGCCCCGGAUUCGCUUUGUUUAUAAUUAGAUUAAAAAACCCCCGAGGCCAAAA
This is a messenger RNA of Drosophila elegans, 1601 nucleotides long. Its product is annotated as serine protease gd. The record is from RefSeq and is a predicted model, not a curated record. Bases 59 to 1549 code for a protein of 496 amino acids. Gene Ontology annotation, molecular function: serine-type endopeptidase activity. The transcript is spliced from 4 exons. Gene Ontology annotation, biological process: proteolysis. NCBI's taxonomy places the organism in Eukaryota, Metazoa, Arthropoda, Insecta, Diptera, Drosophilidae.